Dufourea novaeangliae is the source of this 5092-nucleotide messenger RNA. RefSeq lists its product as uncharacterized. The transcript is spliced from 12 exons. Lineage: Eukaryota; Metazoa; Arthropoda; Insecta; Hymenoptera; Halictidae. Gene Ontology annotation, biological process: centriole elongation; cilium assembly. Gene Ontology annotation, cellular component: centriolar satellite; centriole. Bases 1 to 5028 code for a protein of 1675 amino acids. The record is from RefSeq and is a predicted model, not a curated record.
AUGGAUUCAGAGAUAAAGGGUCAGAAAUCUUUACCACCGUUAGUUAAAGGGAAAAUUCAUGGAUAUUUGAAACUUGUUAUAGAUGAAGUCAUUUGGUCGGAAAAAAAUUUUCAAGAUAUUAAAAUAUUCGCGUCUUGGUGGGGUGAAACUAUAAGCGCUCAAUUCAGACCAGUAGAUAUUACAAAAAAUGUCACGCGAUCUGAGUAUGAAACAACAGAAAUUUAUGCUAUUCGUACAAGUAUAAAUCUUUUUCAAGAAUAUGUUAAAAACUGUGAGUGCAUAGAAUUAACCAUCAUUUCGGAAGAAAAUAACAUAGUGAUAGGUACAUCUAGAAUAACAAAUUUAUUAGAUUUUUUUGACUUGAAACCAUGUUUCGAAUACGUUCCAAUCAUAAAUGAAUGUGGAAAUAAAAUAGCAGAAAUUCACGUUUUCAUGAAAUUAGAACAUGUGGACAGAUCUCCAAAUAUGCAAGUAAAAUCACACCAGUAUGUAAAAGAGAAUGUUAUAGAUAAGAUUGUGCUUGGAGCUACUAAUGAUUUUGAAUAUCCAAGAGACGUAACUAACAAUACAUAUAAUGUAUGGAAUAAAUCGAAACCACAGGAUAGUGAAAUUUAUAAAUCCAUUUUAAAGUCUAGGAGAAUGAGAUAUGAGAAACCUUUGACAACAGCAAAUAAAGAAAUAAUGGAUCAAGUUGUUGCACAAAUUGUUGCAAGAGCACAAAGACUCAGAGGGGCAAUAUUGAGAGAAACGUAUAACAAAGAUGUUUGUACUGACAGCAAUAAAUCAUUAAACGCCACUGUAUACUUUGAUGUGUUUGGUGAAGAUAAUGUAAAAUCAUACGAUUACAUUAUGGAUGCAAAAACAAUUACUCUUGAUGAGAAUGAAGCAUUGUGUACAGCCAAAUUGACUUCCCCAACUUCAAGUUGCAUCGAUUUUACUGCCAAUGAUUUUACAAUUGGCAAACACGGUAAGCAAAACAUUACAUUAAAUAAUACAUCUUCUGCACAGACAAAUUUUCCACUGGAUGAAAUAUUAUUGGAAGAAAAACUUCAUAAGAAACCAAAAGAAAUUUUAUUACUGAAUCAUGUAAAUAGUAUUAGAAUUUUUGUGGAAUCAUUUACUUUGACUCCUGCUGGUUAUAGGCGUGUUAAAUCUUCUUCUUUAUCACAUCACGAUAAUAUUUCUUUGUCUGUUACUUAUGUACUUCAGUACAAUAUGAUAUUUGAUCAUGUUAGAACAACAGGAAAAAAAUUAGGAAAUAAUAACAAAUCCGUAAGAGUAUGUUCCAAGAAGCAAAUAGAUCAAGAAAUUUAUUUUAACCACGAUAGUAUCUAUGAAAUAUCGAAGUUAAAAUCACACACAGAAUACUUCAUAAGGUAUAAAGUACUUGUCCGUCAUCGUAAUAAAAAAUCGCUAACAGAAUUAGGCGCCGGUACUAUGUAUGUUAGUGAUAUUAUAAAAAGUGAGAAUUGGAGCAUUGCACAGUGCAUAAUUAUUGUUAAUAAAGGAAUAAAGAUUGGCGAAUUAAAUGUGAUCGCAGAAUUAGGUUCGGAUUUUAUUCACUUUGGGAAACAGUAUAUUGGUAAGCAUAUUUUGAUUAGAGAAAAUAUACCCGCUUUGAGAAUACAACGACAAUUAAGCCAAGAUAAAAGUAAUAAAAAAAGUAAAAGUGCAACAGAUGUUCAGUCAGAAAGCAAUAGUCAAGUCCCAUCAAUUUCAACGCAGAAGGUAGAUUGUGUAACUGCUGACAAUGAUUUACUUGCUUCAACAGGUAUAUCUCACUGCAAAACAGAAAAUACAGAUAAUAUAAGAGUUGAUGUAAAAAGUCAAGAAAAUUAUGUCAAGGAGAAGGUUUUACUUCAGGGUUUGAUAUAUAUAUCUGAAGGAAAAGAAUUGUCAGAAGUAAAUACUUAUUUAGUAUGUAGAGCAUUUUGGAAAGAGGACAAGAGUAAAAGUCAAAUUUGUAGUAACACAAAAAAUCCGUUUUAUCAGUUCUGUCAAUUAGUACCUGUCGUUCACAGCACCGAUCUAUUAGAUCGCAUAAAAGACAAUUACAUAAUUAUUGAAGUUUAUUAUAGAAACAAUAACAAUGUAGACAAUCUACUAGGAUUGACAAAACUGUCUAUGCAUCAGUUAUAUGUUGCGUAUAGAGAUCCAUGUGUACUGCCUCACUUACUAUUGUCUAAGUAUCCUGUUGUGAGUGUAGAUGAAUGGGUGCAAAUUACUGAUCCCAUAACUAGUCAAUCCCAUGGUGAAUUACUUGCGUUGGUAGCUCUUGGAACUGCUGAACAAAUUGCAUUAUUGGAAACGUCAAGAAAUUUACGAAAUACCCGUAACAAAUCAAGUUCUGCUGAAAAUGUUUUCGGAUCUAUAAAGCAUCUAGAGAAGACGCGACUUUCAGUGAAUUGUAAUUCAUCCGAAUUACAGAGAAAAGUGGAGAUAUUUUCACAAGAUAAAGAUGUUGAUUCAGGAGAGAAGAAAAAAUGUUCUUUAAAUUUCAAAACUCAAGAGUGUCAGACCGACAUCUCAACUAUCAGAGAAUUAAAAUUUAGGAAAGAAUCGCAAUUAGAGACGAAUUCAGAAGAUUUAAUUUUAUAUACGUUAAUGGAUCGUCUAACGGAAGUUUUAAGUAUUGACAAAUCUCAUGCAAAUAAUAAAAUAAAUUUGAAAAAAAAGAAAGAAAUACCUACAAGUGUAGGGGACCAAAUGUCCAUAAAUGACUUAAAUUUUCACAAUAGUUAUGACGAAAGUGAUAACGGUAGCGUUAAACAUAGUCAACAUGUACCCACGGGAAUGUAUAGAAGUGUUGGGGUUGGUGCUGAAUAUGUGGAAGAAGUAGACCAACAACUAAACAUUGACUACAGCAGUACAAUAUAUGAUUUGCCAUCUGCAACUCAUAGAGACGAAGAAUCAAUGAAUUCUGUGUGUAGUCAAACCAUGUUUCGAGCUGUUGUUGAAAUUGAAUGCGCAUUACAUUUACCAAAAGUAGAGAAGAUAAAUGAAACCAUCGAACCAAGUACAUAUGUAUCUUUUCGGACUAACAAAUGUGAUCCAUUAAAACAGUUACACUCCCAUAUGAUUAGUGAUGUUUUCCCACAUUCUUGUAAUCCUAAGUGGAACUGGAAAUGUGAUGUGAAACUGCCAGUAGAAUUACUUUUACACGCCGAGAAGAGACUGAUUAUCAAAAUUUGGCGCUUAUUAGACACAGAUACCAGUGUGCAAAUAAACUUAGAACAGGAUAUUGUUAUUGGAUUUUCCGCUAUUGACCUUUCAGUGUUAAUUUCUGGUUUUCCUACAGUAUCUGGAUGGUUUCAUGUAAUGGACUUUGCUGGAAAAUGCAAUGGACAAAUCAAAGUGUCUAUAACGCCAUUGGAUAAUUUAUCAUUGUUCGGAAAAUCAACAUCAUCCUUGAGUACAACACGAAUUUCAACAUAUAAUGUAUGUCAAUCAAAUUGGUUUCCAUUAAAUACUCAUGAGACACAUUCUGGUAGUACAGAAAAAAAUACUUUAUCAAUAAUACCUGUACAAGAAGAAGUUUCAAAACUUUGUGGAAAUCAGUUAACUGACUCUGUAUCACAGAUUGGUUCUGAAGAUGUAUCUAUGUCAUUCUUGUCUUUAUCCUUGAAGAAAAAAUUAACUGAAUUAGAUGAAAUUACAAAACGUUUAGAAUCACGAUUACACGAUGUCACAAAUACGGCUUUUGAAGAUUACUUUGAAAGUGAAUUUGAUGUAAAUGAACCAAAUAAUGAUAUAGAAAAUAAUGAUUACAAAAGUACAGACACAACACCCGUCAUAGUAACAAAUUAUAAUGACAAAAUCUGUGAAAUAUCUCAGCUAAAUGAGAAAUUAUUAGAAAAGGCAGAUGUUAUAGUGAAUGAAAAUAAAAAUACAUCAACCGAAAAUGAAUUUCAAAAUUGGUCGUCCAAACCACUUGUUACUUUUAACAAAACCAACACGUAUGGAGAAACUACACCUGGUUCCUGUAAUCUAUCAAAAUCUUAUUCUAAACAAAUUUUAUCAAAUGGUAAUUGUCAAAUGCAACAUGGACAUGAACAUUUAACAGACAAUAUUGAAAUAGUAGACGAUAAUUUUUCGAAGUAUCCACAACGAGGAACGAGGACCCAUAUAAGUUACUUACUUGAUAAGCUAUCAUUACAGUUACCCUCGCAGACCCAUUUAACUGCAACUGUCCCAACGAGGAAAAAUUCCACUGAUUUAUUACCCAAUUUACCAGAAAACGAUAACGGUAUACAAAAUAGUAAUAUUUCCACUGAAGAAUUCAAAGCAUGUACAAUGCUCAGGGAAACAGAAAAUGUAAAUAAUCAAAAUAUUCAAACUUUGGAAAGUUAUGAAAUUAUAUGUUCGCCUAAAGGAAACAAAAGAUAUAAUGCUAGAAAUUUGUCUGAAGUGUCUGCCCAAUCACAAAAUACUAACAGAAUGUCGACUGUAAUCCGUGAGGAAUUGACUGCUGAUGAAAAUAACGACACUUCAAAAUGUGACAAUGAUUUAAACAACAUUUUCAACCCACUUUUAUAUCAACAUUUAGUACCAGAUCCGUAUUACUCGAACACGCCACCAGAGGAAGAAGCCAUUGAACAAUUAGAUAAUCGUUAUACUAAAACCUUUGUUACGUCGGUGGAUAAUACGUUAAGUAAAGUACGGAAUUUAGAAGAGAUCGGUGCAUCAUCUUCUGUAAAUACUGAAUUGUUUAAAAUGACACCGCCUAGUGUAUCAGAAAAUAUUGACAACAACGUUAAUUUAACCGUUCUUCAUGAAGCCAGUUACACCGAUUUACUAGCAAGUAAUAGUACAGAAUCAACUACAACGUUGUCGCCUGGAAAGACUUCAGUGAAACAGAUCGAUGAUGAAAUGACUGAACGUAGUUACUCUACUUCCUCUCGAGCAUCGGAUCUUGUAUUAUCGAGACAAGCUCCUGAUGGCGGUAAUCCCAUGGAAGAUGUUACAAAGCAAGCGAUAUUUCAGCAAAAUAAUGACGUUCAAGACUUGUCACCUAAUAGCUGUAAUUAAUUGCUUAACAACGUAUAGGUAUAAGCGCGCAUUAUUUGAUUACGUAACAAUGAUUUUCUGAAGU